Prionailurus viverrinus (fishing cat) is the source of this 2517-nucleotide messenger RNA. RefSeq names its product solute carrier organic anion transporter family member 1A2 (gene SLCO1A2). Lineage: Eukaryota; Metazoa; Chordata; Mammalia; Carnivora; Felidae. Gene Ontology annotation, molecular function: bile acid transmembrane transporter activity; protein binding. The record is from RefSeq and is a predicted model, not a curated record. The transcript is spliced from 15 exons. Gene Ontology annotation, cellular component: membrane. Gene Ontology annotation, biological process: sodium-independent organic anion transport; bile acid and bile salt transport; transmembrane transport. Bases 118 to 2130 code for a protein of 670 amino acids.
GCAGAUUUUUAGCACAAACACAAAUCAAAGUCUUUGUGUUCUUAAAAGCAGCAUUUUCAUGAUGAACUAAGAAAUUUCAAGCUUUGAAACAUAAAUAUUUGGAACACUCAGAAGAACAUGGCAGAAAAUGAGAAAAGAAUUAAAACCCAUAGAAUAAGAUGUCUUUCCAAGAUGAAGAUGUUUCUGUUGGCAAUAACAUGUGCAUUUGUAUCCAAAACACUAUCUGGAUCUUAUAUGAAUUCCAUGCUCACACAAAUAGAGAGACAAUUCAACAUUCCUACAUCUCUAGUUGGAUUUAUUAAUGGGAGCUUUGAGAUUGGAAAUCUUUUGUUGAUUAUCUUUGUGAGUUAUUUUGGAACCAAAUUACAUAGACCUAUACUGAUUGGUGUUGGAUGUGUGGUUAUGGGUCUAGGGUGUUUCUUACAAUCUCUACCUCAUUUCCUCAUGGAGAGAUAUGAAUAUGAAUCUACAGUUUCAGUUUCAGGCAAUUUGUCCUCAAACAGUUUCUUGUGUAUGGAAAAUGGAACCCAGAUUAUCAGACCAACAGAAGAUCCAUCAGAGUGUGUGAAAGAAGUUAAAUCAUUAAUGUGGAUGUAUGUACUAGUAGGCAAUAUUAUACGUGGAAUUGGUGAAACUCCCAUCAUGCCUUUGGGUAUUUCUUACAUAGAAGAUUUUGCCAAAUCUGAAAACUCUCCUUUAUAUAUUGGGUUUGUAGAAACGGGAGCUAUCAUUGGUCCUUUGUUUGGACUUUCAUUAGCAUCAUUCUGUGCCAAUGUUUAUGUUGACACUGGAUCUGUGAACACAGAUGAUCUGACCAUAACUCCCACUGAUACUCGUUGGGUUGGUGCAUGGUGGUUUGGCUUUUUGAUCUGUGCAGGAGUGAAUGUGCUCACUGCCAUUCCAUUUUUCUUUUUGCCCAAAUGGCUUCCAAAGGAAGGACUAAAGAGUAAUGCAGACAUCAUUAAAAAUGACAAAGAAGAGAAACAAAGAGAAGAGGUCAAGAAGAAAAAGGAUGGAAUCACUAAAGAUUUUUUGCCAUUCAUGAAAAGUCUUUUAUGCAACCCAGUUUACAUGCUUUUCAUACUAAUAAGUAUUAUACAGUUCAAUGCAUUUGUUAAUAUGUUCACCUUCAUGCCCAAAUAUCUGGAACAGCAACACGGAAAAUCAGCUUCAGAUGUAAUCUUUCUAAUUGGUAUUUAUAACUUACCUCCAAUAUGCAUUGGAUAUAUAGCUGGUGGUUUAAUUAUGAAGAAAUUCAAGAUUACUGUCAAACAAGCUGCCCACAUAGCAUGUUGGUUAUCUUUAACUGAAUAUCUUCUUCAUUUUUUGUGUUUUCUCAUGAUCUGUGAUAAUUCUUCAGUUGCUGGCAUAACCACCACUUAUAAUGGAAUGCAACAAGAUUUAUAUAUGGAAAACGCCAUUCUUGCUGACUGUAAUAGGGAUUGCAACUGUCCAACUAAAACAUGGGAUCCUGUGUGUGGAAACAAUGGUGUUUCAUAUAUGUCAGCUUGUCUUGCUGGUUGUGAGACAUCCGUUGGAGCAGGAAUAAACAUGGUAUUCCAAAAUUGUAGCUGCAUUCAAACAUCAGGAAAUUCAUCUGCAGUUCUUGGGCUGUGUGACAAAGGACAUGACUGUUCCAUGAUGCUCCAGUACUUUUUAAUCUUGUCAGCAAUUGGCAGUUUCAUUUAUUCUUUAUCUGCCAUACCUGGAUAUAUGGUUCUCCUAAGGUGUAUCAAGCCUGAAGAGAAGUCUCUUGGUGUGGGGUUACAUACAUUUUGCACAAGAGUAUUUGCUGGAAUUCCUGCACCUAUAUAUUUUGGAGCUUUAGUGGAUUCCACAUGUUUACACUGGGGAACUUUGAAAUGUGGUGAGUCAGGAGCAUGCAGGAUAUAUGAUUCAGCCAAUUUCAGAUACAUCUACCUUGGUUUGCCAGCAGCUCUAAGAGGAUUAAGCUAUAUCCCAGCCUUUUUAAUCCUAAAUAUUUUGAAGAAUCGUCAUCUACCUGGUGAAAAUGCCUCUUCAGGAACUAUGCUUACAGAGGCAAAAACUACAAAGAAGGAAAAUGAGUGUAAAGAUAUGGACCAAAAUUCCAAAGUUUUGAAUGAUAAUGAGUUGAAAACUAAAUUGUAAUGCCCUAUUAUAUCAUGCUUCCCAGAGUUGUGGAAUACACUUAUAACCAAACUGCUUUGAAAAUCAAUAGGGGUAAGUGCGUAACUUUUUCUUAUCUUUAUGAACCUCAAUUUUUUUUUUUACCCAAGAUAAAAAAAUGUUCACUGAUGGUAUUUCUGAGACAUCCACGGCACUUGAAAUUUUCCUCAGAGGACAUUUAUAACAACCUUUAAAACAGGAUAUUAGACCCAGUUUUAUUUUUUAUGUUAAAAUAGCAAUUUCUCUUUUAACUCAUGUGAAAUAAGGGUAUAUAUCCCAUAUCUUUUCCAAUUGAUCUUAAAAAUUUCCUAUUAGGAAAAUCUGUUUAAUUUCAUUGAAUUUCUGCUUUGUUAUUGGGGUUAGAGACUG